Molecule: messenger RNA, 4379 nt
Organism: Menidia menidia (Atlantic silverside)
Lineage: Eukaryota; Metazoa; Chordata; Actinopteri; Atheriniformes; Atherinopsidae
Source: the annotation of a GenBank genome assembly
ACAUUUCUAUUCCUUUUUGUCCAGAUGACUCCAGUUCCAGAAUGGGAGGAGGAGCAGCUACUGGUGACUUGGAAAACCCCCCGGAGUUAGCAGGGAAACUAGUUCGUCCUCGUUUCACGCAGCCGGCAAAGAUGAGGAAACGUGUCAUUGCGCGGCCUGUCGGGAGCUCGGUGCGGCUGAAGUGCACGGCGAGCGGGAAUCCUCGUCCAGACAUCGUCUGGCUGAAGGACAGCAGGCCGCUGGCAGACGAGGACGGUGGAGCAGGAGGGGAAGGCAAGAAGAAGUGGACCCUGAGUCUGAAGAACCUGACGCCCGAGCACAGUGGGAAGUACACCUGCCAUGUGUCCAACAAAGCGGGAGAGAUCAACGCCACCUACAAAGUGGAAGUCAUACAGCGUACCAACUCUAAACCCAUCCUCACUGGCACUCACCCAGUCAACACCACAGUGGACUACGGUGGAACCACAUCUUUCCAGUGUAAGGUCCACAGCGACGUCAAACCAGUGAUCCAGUGGCUUAAAAGAGUUGAACCUGGUGACGAGAACAAAUUCAAUUCCACCAUCGAGGUUGGAGACCAUCGCUUCGUGGUGCUGCCUACUGGAGAGGUUUGGUCCCGACCUGACGGUUCCUACCUGAACAAGUUGCUGAUAACCAGAGCCAAAGAAGAAGACGCCGGCAUGUACAUCUGCCUGGGAGCCAACACUAUGGGCUACAGCUUUAGGAGUGCCUACCUCACUGUGCUGCCAGAUAGGAAACCUCAACCCAACACUGUCCACACAGCAGCGUCUCCCAGCCUCCCGUGGCCUGUUAUUAUUGGAAUACCAGCUGGCAUUGCCUUCAUUUUAGGCACUGCCCUCCUCUGGUUCUGCCAGUCAAACCGCACCUGCUCCUCCUCAUCGUCCUCAUCCUCCUCCGCUCUCCCUGCUGCCCAGCGUCUACCUGCGGCCAGUCGCGACCGAGCCUGCCCGGCCCCCCCCCCUCAAGCGGGCAACGGGGACAAGGACUGCCUUUCCUACGAGGACUACAUCGCCCAUCAGCAGCUGCUCGCGGCCCAAGGAGGCGCCGGCCUGGCCCCCAAGGUCUACCCGAAGAUCUACACCGACAUUCACACGCACACGCACUCACACGUGGACGGGAAAGUUCACCAGCAUCAGCACAUCCACUACCAGUGUUAGCGGCGACGCUAGCCAGCCGUGCGUCACGUGCAACCCUUUCGUGGACGUGUUCCUGUGCAGACUCAGUUAUCACGCUUAAAGGUUGAUAUAAAGAGCGAAAGAACAUGCAAGAGGCCAUGCAGAUUAAAGAAACACAAACUCGGGAUCAUGCAACUCUGCUGCGGCUGUGUGCCGUUUGCGAAUGGACUGACUCAAUGCAUGAGAAAGGAGCAAAGUAAGGAGGAAAGGUCUUUAUUUUUCAGCCAAUCCAAAGAGAUCUACGAGAGAAAAAUCCCCAGAUACGUUUUAUUCAAGGGUUUUUUGAUAUAGCGUAAAACAAAUAACAUUAUAGCUAGCUUUGGAAUGUAUAGGAGUAAUAUUACAGCAUUUAACUUCCUGCUUUGCCAAGGAUAAUCUAUGAAAAGCGAUAUAGCUUGCUGUAAUGAAUAUCUCAGGCAUCAGCCUAACUGAGCCAUGAAAACACAACUCUGCUGUUUCCAAAAAACUUAGCAAGCCUAGAUGCUACGGUUUUUUUUCUACUGGGCUGCAAACCGCUACUUAUAUACAGUUGCUAUUGGACAGUGUGUGAACAAGAGCUAAUGGCAGACUUAGUGACAAGUUGGAUCUCCUUUGGAAGAUUGAUUUUUUAUCUAUUUUUAUCAAAGAACUGGCGUGAGGUUGCUUAGAACUCAUUACAAGACAAAUUCCUGUCAUUUUCAGCCUCAUUACUUCCUAGGAAAUGGUUGCAUAUCAGGAUUUGCAGCUUCUAGUUUUCACUUUUUGUUCGAUGCUCGUUGACUGCAAGAAAAACAUUGUGGGUAUCAGGGUGCUUUGUAGCAUUAUCUGAAGAUCUCAUGGAUAAUUGGUGGAUCACCAGAUAUGUCACAGACUCCUGUCAGUGCCUCGUUAGAUUUAGGGAGCUUUAAAGAGUCGGAGUUUAUAUAUAACCUCAGGUUAUGACUCCGCUGCUCAUGUGAAACUUUUCACAACCUAAUGCGAUUCACAUUUGGAGCUUCCAGCACUUCAUAACAGAAACAUUUCAGGACAAAGACCUUCAUCCAACAAAUAAAACAAUUUAGAUUAUCAAUAGGGACGGAUUCUGAUGGGAGUAGCCUAAUGCUAAAUCAAAGAUUUAUUUUUUUUGUUUUUUAAUUAGCAUUAAGUUGUAUUGCUCACUAUCAACAUCAUUUGACUGGCUUACACUGCUGCACAGUGCUAGUGAAUCAUAACUUCUUGAAACAACAAGAAAUACGUCUUAUAAUAUUUUUGAUCAAAUAUUUAUCAAAAAUUACAAAUAUUUUGUAAACUUUUAUAGACUUGUCUGCACAUUUCCACCACUUUUACUAACUCAGUGUCUAUUAUAACCUACGAUACCUACAAAAAUACAACCUCUCAUCCUGGCUGGACUUGCCUCUCUAAUAGAAAGUGAGAGUUUGUACAGAGUGUGUUUGAUUGGUAGUUCUCUUUUUGGCCGUGUGCUAUAUUAGAACAAUAGUCAUUUAUUAUUGAAAAAUAGUUUUUGACUGUUCCUAAUAUAGGUUUUGCUGAUUUUUUCUCGGGCAGAGGUCUAAACCAGAUAGAAAAACCUGUAAGGGGUAUCAGCUGCUGCUUUAUGUAAUGCAACUAAAACAAAAUGGUCUCAGGUUUUCUUGUUUUACAGAUCAAGUCUGUCCCAGAUUAGAAACUUAACCUUUCCUAUUUCACAAUUGAAAAAAACAUUUUUUUUGCCUCACUAUUUACAACUUUAGCCACAGAACAACAAUCACAAAAUCACCAGGUAUUGAUUUUACCACUUCUCUUUCUUAAUAUGCUAAGAUGAGGUAUAGAUUUCAGCUGUUGUCUGUUUUUACAAUCAGCAAAAUUCUUUUAAAGCAAGUUUUGUGGUUAAAAUAUGUGGUUGACUAUCCAGAGAGGUUUAGUUCUAAAAAAAUGAAAAACUAUAGAAAUCCAUUGAUGUGAAACAAAUAUAUGAGACUUACCAUAGAGUUGACAGGUUACAUUUCUCUCAGCAGCCCUGGCUUGGGCUUAUGAAACAUAACGAUUGUGUUUGAAAAUCAUGUGACAGGAAAUGAUAGAUCGGAGUCAUCUGGCAAGUUUGGAUGUUCUUUUUCAUACAAUUUAUUUUUGCACAUAAAUCUUUAAACUAAAGAAGGAUAAUGUACAACUAUAUUUUUAUAAAAAAUUCCUAUACUACUCAUUUUUACUUUCAUGUUACUCCCUGUUAUAUUAUCCGGAGCUAUACAAAAUGGUAGCCCUGUAAACCAGAUUGUUGUGUCGUCACUUACUUUUUUCUUAAAGAACAAAAUAAGUUUGAUACCUGUGAAAUUCCUUCUGUUAUUUUACUCAAAUUCAACUACAUUUUAAGUUAAUAAUCCUUGUGGCAUAUCUCCCAAACAAUGGCUGUGGGACAAAAAUGACUUGUAUUAUUCAGCCUUUGUAUAAAAGCUUAUUUAAACCAUGUACAGUAGAAAAAUGCAUCCUUGUUGUUAUAUCUGAAUUCUCAUCUUGAAAGGGAGCUGAUUUAAACACUGCUCAUGCAUUUUAAACAUGUGCCACUUUAUCUAGAUCUAACCAUGACUUCUUUUGACGUGUCUGCUAACAAUUAACCUUGAUGAAACAAUUGCUUCUUUUAAAGUAAUAGCCCCUUCAUAUUUUAAACCUAAUGGACUUCCAAAAGACAAACUGUAUAUGUGCACUUACCAAUUGUAUGUAAAUAAAAUGACCUAAUGUUGAAUUAAUAGGAUAUUCUAGAUAGUCUAGUAAAUGCUUUGGACCAUACAGAAGCCCCAGCAACACCCAGAAAAACCAUGUAAAUGCUAAAUUGUAUCAAAACUCAGUAAGAAGUGUGUUUCUAAUUUAUAUUUUUGACAUGUUUAUUUUUCCAUAUAAUUGGGCAUUAUAUUGCAUGAAUGGAUUUAGUGUUCGAGUCAUCAUGUAAGCUAUGUGUCAUAUACCAUGUAAGAUACUGUAUAUGAGCUGACAAAAUAUACAAAUUUUAUCAAUUAUUCUGGUAUCGACAAUCCUGUACAGUUUAUUGUCAUUUAGAUUCAAAUGUGUCUCCUUUCCACUGUACUCAUCUUAUUGAUGCCAUUAAAAAGUGAAAAAUCAUUUGGAGUUAUGGUGCAGUUCGUCCCUGCUGUGGAGUUUAUUCUAUGAGUGCGAGGCCUCAUUUGUAGAUGCAUUCGUAGUGCCUCACAGUACCAUGGGACUUUCUUUAAGUGAGCC